Molecule: messenger RNA, 690 nt
Organism: Tachysurus fulvidraco (yellow catfish)
Lineage: Eukaryota; Metazoa; Chordata; Actinopteri; Siluriformes; Bagridae
Product: twist-related protein
Exons: 1
Coding region: 1-690 (229 amino acids)
Biological process (GO): developmental process; regulation of transcription by RNA polymerase II
Molecular function (GO): protein dimerization activity; DNA-binding transcription factor activity, RNA polymerase II-specific; RNA polymerase II transcription regulatory region sequence-specific DNA binding
Source: RefSeq, a predicted model, not a curated record
AUGAGUUUGUCCAGCAUUAGCACGGAGUCUGAGUUUUCCGAGGAGGAAGAGCCGGAGGCUUGUGCGUCAGGAUUGAAGGUUUCAAACACUCCCAGUGAAGAUGCUCUGUUAGCCUCGUCAAAAAGCGCUCUCAUGGAAGUCAACAUUGGUAAAAAGCGAAAGAGGCCGGCUCGAUCCAAAGCUCGCCGGGUCGCUGCGAACGUCCGAGAACGCAAGCGAAUCCUGGACUACAACCAAGCCUUCAAUGCAUUGCGCAUGGUCCUGAAUCACGACCUGAGCAGCAAACGUCUCUCAAAGAUCGCAACACUGCGGCGGGCCAUCCAUCGCAUCUCAGCUUUGUCUGCGCUCUUACACUCAAACUCGCAAGAAGAACCAGAUGCACCGUCAAGCGUCCGUCCUGAGCGCCAAGAGGAACCGUUGGACAACUGGUCAGACUCCCAGCACCAUGCUGACCUUCAGAGAACCCCUCAGAAUUCUUCACUCAUAUCUGGAGCUCUCAAAUCACUGUCUUCUCCAACUUCUUACGGCAACUUCUCUCCUGCAUACAGGUACUCUGUAGAGGCACUGAACUAUCCAAACCCCGAUUUUCAGGGUUUCAAACACACAGAUGUGUUUCCGGAUGCUUCGGCCAUUCCUUUCUCUUGGCAGUGGCAGUGCUCAGGAUUCCAGCAGUCUUUGAGUAUGCACUGA